GGCGGCCGAUGGCAUAGUGUUGAACCACUAUUACACGCAUCCGGUGUCGUGUCCGAGUCGGGCGGCCCUACUGACGGGCGUACACCCCAUACAUACGGGACUACAAAACUUUGUAAUCAUCAACCAGUCCCCACUGGUCUGCCCCUACACUACAAACUAUUGCCACAGUAUCUCAAACAACACAAUUACGCCACACAUAUAGUCGGCAAAUGGCAUUUAGGUUACGCGCGCCGGGAGUUUACUCCCACCUACCGGGGCUUCGACUCACACGGCUAUAAUAAGCAGUAUUUCAAUCACACGGCGUGUGACACGUGGCCCGACGAGUGUGGACUCGACUCUCGGCAUAACAUGACGUUCACGACCGACGGAACCGGCGUUUAUUCCACGCAUUAUUUCACCGACCGGUGCCUCCAUAUAAUAGAUGGUCAUAACAGCACACACCAACCCCUGUUUCUAUACAUGCCCUACCAGGCCCUGCACGCAGCCCGUGCCAAACACACGGUUGCCCCACAAAACUAUAUCGAUAUGUUUGCGUACAUCGCGAGGCUAUUUUCCGCAGCUAACCGCCGUUACCGGAUAUCACACCUGCUCAGCCACCCUGACUAUCAGCUAUCCAACGUGAGCUUCCCUUACGAGCUGGAGAUAGUAAUUAGCAAUUUUUUAUCAAUAAUUAUUUUAGGUAAUGGAGGCUCUAAUUGGCCGUUCAGAGGCAAUAAAACGGAAUUAUUUGAGGGAGCCCUAAGAGUGCCGGCAUUCAUAUGGAGUCCAUUACUUCGCAAAAGUGGUUACGUCUCGGAGGCCCUCAUCGAUGUGUCGGACAUAACGCCAACCAUUUUAGACGCAAUCGGCGACAGACACGUGCUUUCAGACGAAACUAGGCAUUCAUAUGGAGUCCAUUACUUCGCAAAAGUGGUUACGUCUCGGAGGCCCUCAUCGAUGUGUCGGACA
Oppiella nova is the source of this 948-nucleotide messenger RNA. The record is from the annotation of a GenBank genome assembly. Lineage: Eukaryota; Metazoa; Arthropoda; Arachnida; Sarcoptiformes; Oppiidae.